Messenger RNA from Botrytis cinerea B05.10, 1150 nucleotides. RefSeq names its product Bcisa1 (gene Bcisa1). Bases 177 to 914 code for a protein of 245 amino acids. The transcript has 2 exons. Gene Ontology annotation, biological process: iron-sulfur cluster assembly. Gene Ontology annotation, molecular function: 2 iron, 2 sulfur cluster binding. Lineage: Eukaryota; Fungi; Ascomycota; Leotiomycetes; Helotiales; Sclerotiniaceae. Gene Ontology annotation, cellular component: cytoplasm; mitochondrion. The record is from RefSeq and is a predicted model, not a curated record.
GAACUUUGUGUGAGCCCAUGAUUUCUAAGAACAAGCUAGGUAGAAACUUAAAAGAUACUAAGAAUACUACAAAUGUGAUUAACAACCCUUCGCACAACAUCUCAAAACCUUUAAUCCAUUUUCAUUCAACCUAAUACUUCGACUUCAAUAUAUCGAUAGUCAGACCUGCCUUCAAGAUGUCUUUACAAAGAGCGGUCGCUCCUCUGACAUCAUCAGCGCCCAUCAUCUUCAGAUUUGCCUCAUCACAAUCGUCAGCCCCUCUACGACAAUGUUCACCUAUCAUUCGCCAAUUCUCUUCUUCGCGAGUUACAGGCGCCGAGGCAAAACGCAAGAUGCAAACCAGUACCUGGCAAACAUAUACUCUCUCUACCCCUCCGCCACCGCCACCAGCCCGUGAAGCCGCUGUUCCGGAAACGUCCAUCACCGGAGGCAUUCCACAAGUUCACGAUACUCGUCCACCUUCGAUCAGUGUCACCGAAGCGGAAGCCCAAAAGUCAAAGCCUGUAAAGAAGAGGCGUCAUUUCAACUUUGUUCCUCUUAAGAAGACCAUUACCCUCUCCCCACGAGCCGUCGAAGUCUUGCGCGAUUUGAGCAACCAACCUGAGGCGAAACUCAUCAAGAUCAGUGUCGCAAACCGUGGAUGUAGUGGAUCGGCAUAUGAUUUGAAAUAUGUUGAGAAAGGUGCCCUCAGCGAUAUUGUUCAUGAGCAAGAUGGUGUCAAAGUUCUCAUUGAUCCAACCGCACAACUCAAGAUUAUUGGCAGCACAAUGGAUUGGGUUGAGGACAGACUCAGCGCAAAGUUCGUUUUUGAUAAUCCAAAUAUCGACAAAUCUUGUGGAUGUGGUGAAUCAUUCAUGACGAAAGAUGAAUCAGCAGCACGAGAAGCAGAAAAGAAAGCUUCCAAGGGCUUAUAAUUGAUGAUACGAUAGAUACGACAGUAUUCUGAUUUGUGAUGUAAUGGGCAUAAGCAUGGGCAUGCAUUGGAUGGCGUUUAGUUGGCGUUGGAGGGAACCGGUCUGCGUAUAAGCACGCUCCGGUGGCAUACUUUUUCGGAUUGGCAAUUAGGGACAGUGAUACCUCACAGGCAGGAUAGACUUUGCAUAUAGUUGUACAGCAUACCGAUACUUAAUGCAAACAAAGUUUUAUGACA